GUUUAGGGGUAAGCUGUUCACAUAAUCCCUAUUAUUACCCUCAUUUCCAAGGGGUCUAAUUUCCAAGAAAAUUUAUCUGAGUUUUGAUCUCAAAAAUUCUCAUCAAAAGAUUAUAAUAUAUUUUUAGAACCAAAACCCUUUAACUUGAUAAGCGUUCCUCAAAUAAUCUGCAUUUGAUCAAAACAUAAUUUGCUCUGAUGUCUAGCUUCAUACUUCGUUGAGAUUAUUUUUACCUAGUCUUUUUAUUAACAACCGCAAAAUUGCCUCUCUCUGCUAAUAUGACCAAUUUUUCUAAUCCUCACUUUAUUUCUGAAACCGCUUUGGUUCGCUAUUGCUUCUAUUAGAAUAAUCGCUACCACGAUUUUCACUUUAAUUUUCCCAAUACGCCUGUUAAUACUUUGCAUCAACUGGGAGACCAUUUCCCAAUCUAGCAAAAUAGUUGAAAGCUAUUAACUCUCGCUACUCGAGAAAAUUACCUCGAGAUUUGCAUAAAAUAUCAGAGUGUUUCAGGGACAUUUUUUUGCUAAUGAUCACAACAAAAUUCUUUGGUGCGAUAUUGCAAAAAAAAAAUAAUUGAAACAAUUUCAAAAAGCAAAACUCUUUGUUGUAAUUUGAAAUCAAUAAGCAAUCAAAACAAAACUCUACAGAAAACAACAGUUAUAAAGUUUCACCCGAAUUUUACCAUUUUUGUAGUUCAGUCUUCAAAAAAGUUCAAUCUUUGAAUCUUUAUCGCCUGCUUGUUUUUAUAUUUGAAAUCACUGCUUUUAUUAGGCGUGGUAAUCUUCUGAACUUCCAAAUCAAAAAGUACCAAAAUUCGGCAAAAACAUGCCUCCCGUGAAAUCAAAAACAGUGCAAGAAUCCCGUCCUCCAAUGAACCGAAAUCCCAAGAAGCAGAACUCCACUUCCUGUGCAUCUGUUAAAAAACACGGUCGGCUAGAGAAGCAGGCUUCGAUCAAUGAGAGCGACAAAUUAGUAGACCGCAACAAGAGACCCAAAACGGAGUGCAGUCUGGAAGUGCCAGUGAGUUCGGCCAGAAGGUACUCUUUGCCGACUGCUCAGAUAAUCGAAGAGGCAAAGGAAAACGCGUACUUGAAAAAAGCACAAAAGUAUGGGUGCAACUCCGACUCAAGACGGGGAAGUCAAGCACUUCUGUCCAACAGACAGUUAAAUAGUAACUACAGCAGCAGGAGAGGAAGUCGUUGCGUGGACACUAAACAUGGCAGCAAAGGUGAACUAAAUGGGGGCACCACUACCCCCACGGGACUCCUCUCGAACCAGACCCUCCUAGUACCCAGUACAGCAGGCAGACGUCUCUCCUCCCCCAACCUCGCCCCCAUGUCCAACAGCAGCAGCAGCAGGAGGGGCAGUUUCGUCGCCACGCUCGGAUUGGGUGAACUCAGCCAAUCUUCGGCUGGAUCCCGACGCAACUCGGCAGUCGGACCGACUUUUAACUCGGGAUCAACAGGACUCCUCGGAGGUCUCUCGUCGGCACUCGCCACCGGAUCCACCUCCAACCAGCAGACCAAAAGCAGUGAACCUGCGUUGGGCUUCCUGCCGUCAAUAGGCAUCGGAGGGGGAGGGGGCGGAGGGAAGAAGGGGGGCAAUGAGGGGGGCAAGGGUAUGUUUUCAUCGUGGAUGACGGGCAGUAAAACACAGUCCAAUGCAUCUCAAAAUCUACAGAGUGGCAUGGGAGGCUCCCUUUCAUACCGGUCACGCCUGCAAGCCUACGCUGUCUGUCUAGUCGCCGGCAUGAUCGUCGAAGUACUGGGUGGUGCGAGCAUGUUUGUAGAGGUGAACAAGAGAACCCAGCUGCUGUUUCUUCUUUUCACUUUACUUGGAAAUCUCGCUAUGGUUUGCAGCACGACGUUCUUGGCCAGUUUUGCGAUCCAGAAGCGUCAGUUGAUGGAGGAGACGAGACUGAUAUCCGGACUGAUCUACUUCUUAGCCCUGUUCCUCUGCUCAGCCGUGGCCCUAGUACUCAAAAACCCCCCUCUGGUCAUGCUUGCCAUAUUUGCCAAAGAUUUCUCCAUCACGUGGUAUUCUCUUACAUACAUCCCAGUUGUUCGUUCAGCUAUGCGGCAAUGCUUGGCAGCAUGAUAACAACGACGCAAAACUUCAAAAGUUCUAAACGAUUUAAGAAAACUGAACUGAAAUACUUUUGCCCUGAUUUUGGAUUUGCAUUGCAAUAAAAAUAAUUUUAUACCAAAUUUAGCCUUUUG
Symsagittifera roscoffensis is the source of this 2219-nucleotide messenger RNA. RefSeq lists its product as uncharacterized. Gene Ontology annotation, biological process: vesicle-mediated transport. The record is from RefSeq and is a predicted model, not a curated record. The transcript is spliced from 8 exons. Lineage: Eukaryota; Metazoa; Xenacoelomorpha; Acoela; Convolutidae. Bases 826 to 2097 code for a protein of 423 amino acids. Gene Ontology annotation, cellular component: membrane.